AUGCCGCGCAGAGACAAAGUCAAGCCAAGCCACGCUAUGUCCGGCAUCCACACCAACGCGAGAAACCGCCACGCCACAGCUGGCCGACGAGCGGUAAGGGGCUACUCCGAAGUCCCUUCCGCCUCGCUGCUCUCGGCCAUGGACCAGACGGCGAACCCCUGCACAGACUUCUUUCAGUUCGCGUGCGGGAUGUGGAACAAGAAACACGUGAUCCCCGAGGACCGAGCCUCCAUCAACACCUUCGAAGUGAUGGCCGACCAACUCCAAAAUAUCUUGAGAGGGCUGCUCGAGGAGGACGUAUCGCCGAACGAGGGAUCAGCCACGGCGAAGGCUAAGAUCUUCUACGCCGCCUGCAUGAAUACAAGUCAGAUUGAGGAGAUAGGCGACGCGCCCCUGGAGAAGGUGCUGGCCUCGCUCGGGGGCUGGCCGGUCACCUCCCUCAACUGGACGGCUCCUGGCUUCUCGGUGGAGACCCUGAUCGGCCGCCUUCGGGGCGAGCUCAACCAGGGCAUCCUGAUCGACCAGUGGGUGGGACCAGAUGACAAGAACUCCUCCGUCAACGUCAUACAGGUGAGACCUUGUCCAUGCCACUCCAUAUUCCGUCAUUACACCCCCGAUCUUCACGAUUCUCUUAUACACAAGGAGGCUCUGCCACUCCACCUGACCGUCUCAGACUUUUAA
This is a messenger RNA of Penaeus monodon (black tiger shrimp), 681 nucleotides long. Its product is annotated as neprilysin-1-like. The coding region runs from base 1 to 681 and encodes 226 amino acids. The transcript has 5 exons. Gene Ontology annotation, molecular function: metalloendopeptidase activity. Lineage: Eukaryota; Metazoa; Arthropoda; Malacostraca; Decapoda; Penaeidae. The record is from RefSeq and is a predicted model, not a curated record. Gene Ontology annotation, biological process: protein processing. Gene Ontology annotation, cellular component: plasma membrane.